GCCGCCGCCCGCCCGUCCGGUUGUUGCCAUGGUGACCGCGUUCCCGGCAUGCACCGCGGGCGCCCCGGGGACUACAGCUCCCGGCGUGCCCCGCGGCGGAGCCCAGGGAAGCCCCGAUCCUGGGAUCCAGGAUGAGGAGUGCCAUGGGGUGCCGGGUCCUGCUGGCCCUGGUGCUGUGGAUCCCAUUCCUCAUGGGAUCGGCCGGGGACGGAGCCAGGGAUGACCAGGAGGGAUUCCGGGCACAUGCUGCCACCUCCGAUGACCUACUGAUGCGGCUGGGAAGAGCCACUUGGGACACCCUGGAAAACUGGGUGGGACCCCAGCCCCUGCAGRUGGUGGCAGAGAGUCUCUCUGCCACCCUCUGGAUUGUUUCCUCCGGGAUUUCAGCAGCCCUAACCACGGUCUGUGGGAUCCUGGGGGAUCUCCUGGCCGCUUCCAGCUUCAGUGGCCACCGGCUGGUCCGAGCAGCGGCGUUGGCUCCCGGAGAAGUCCAGAGGGUGCUUCUGUGGGCUGUGGCUGCCCUGCUGGGAUCCUGGGUGCUAUCCCGGCUCCGAGGGCUGCUGCUCCCGCUAUUCCGCGGCUUGAAGCUUUUCCUCUUCCUCGGAGCUUUCCUGCACGUGGCUGCRUCCCAGGAGAACCCCACAGCGCAGGCGGGAAUGCUGCUGGGCCUGUGGGUGCUCUAYGUCCUCCUGGGCAGCCUGGUGGCAUCUCCAGAUCCCAGUGCCCGGCUGGAUGCGGCUGUGCGGAGCCUGGAGUGGAAGGUGGAGGAGCUGCGGCGGCGCCAGAAGUUUGGGGGGCCCCGGAACCGGGAGGAUUGAGCCCCACAAAGCUCCCGCAAAGCUUGGCUCUGUUAUCCCAAGCAUCCCAAGUAUGUGUCCCCACCCUCUGCUGUGCCCCCUCCUCUGCUUCCCGGUUCUCCCAGGGGUCCUGGGAGUCCCCCGUCCCUCUGGGAGCACCCCAAAAUCGGGGGCCGUGCCUUGCCACAUAUGCCACAAGUGCCUUCACCACAAAUGCCCCCAGGAGCUCCAAAUCCAGGAGAAGAGCUCCYGCAUUCCCUGCUCGCCGGGGAUGCUGUCCCAAUCUAGCCAGCUCAGGGUACAGAGGGGAUCCCAUUCCCCAUCCUGGGGGCUCUGCUUGUUUUGGGGUCCCCCCACUGUCAGGUUUUGGGUUUAAAGCUGCUUUUUAAACGGUUUUGAUAAAGGAAUAAAGAUGGAUUUA
Malurus melanocephalus (red-backed fairy wren) is the source of this 1218-nucleotide messenger RNA. RefSeq names its product transmembrane protein 109 (gene TMEM109). The transcript is spliced from 4 exons. NCBI's taxonomy places the organism in Eukaryota, Metazoa, Chordata, Aves, Passeriformes, Maluridae. The record is from RefSeq and is a predicted model, not a curated record. The coding region runs from base 132 to 818 and encodes 228 amino acids. Gene Ontology annotation, biological process: intrinsic apoptotic signaling pathway in response to DNA damage by p53 class mediator; cellular response to gamma radiation.